Eptesicus fuscus (big brown bat) is the source of this 3689-nucleotide messenger RNA. RefSeq names its product integrin subunit alpha D (gene ITGAD). The annotation marks the transcript as partial. Gene Ontology annotation, cellular component: integrin complex; external side of plasma membrane. Gene Ontology annotation, biological process: integrin-mediated signaling pathway; cell adhesion mediated by integrin; cell-matrix adhesion. The transcript has 29 exons. Gene Ontology annotation, molecular function: integrin binding. The record is from RefSeq and is a predicted model, not a curated record. Lineage: Eukaryota; Metazoa; Chordata; Mammalia; Chiroptera; Vespertilionidae.
CCCUCCGCCCGCCUCCCCUCAGUUCUGGCUGCUUGUCACGGAUUCAGCCUGGACGUGGAGGAGCCCACGGUCUUCCAGGAGGACGGCGCUGGCUUCGGGCACAGCGUGGCCCAGUUCGGCAGAUCCAGACUCGUGGUGGGAGCCCCCCUGGAGGUGGUGGGAGCCAACCAAACCGGACGGCUGUACGCCUGCGACGCUGCCUCGGGCCUGUGUGAGCCCAUUUCACUGCCCAUCCCCCUAGAGGCUGUGAACAUGUCCCUGGGCCUGUCCCUAGCGGCCUCGGUCAACCGGCUGUUGGCCUGCGGCCCCACCCUGCACAGAGCCUGCGGGGAGAACAUGCAUGUGGAAGGGGCCUGCCUCCUGUUGGGCCCCCAGCUGCAGGUUGAGCGGAGAGUCCCCGCUGCCCAGCCAGAGUGCCCGCACCAGGAGAUGGACAUCGUCUUCCUCAUCGAUGGCUCGGGCAGCAUCGGCCAAAGUGACUUUAAGCAGAUGAAGAACUUUGUCAGAGCCGUGAUGGGCCAGUUUAAGGGCACCAACACCCUGUUCUCGCUGAUGCAGUACUCCAACAUCCUGGAGACCCACUUCAACUUCAUCCGGUUCCGGACCAACCCGAGCCCUCAGCGCCUGCUGGAUCCCAUCGUCCAGCUGAGCGGACUGACCUUCACGGCCUCAGCCAUCCAGAGGGUGGUGAAGGAACUAUUUCACAGUAAGAACGGGGCCCGCAAAAGUGCCAAGAAGAUCCUCAUUGUUAUCACAGAUGGACAGAAGUACAAAGACCCCCUUGAAUACAGCGAUGUCAUCCCCCAGGCCGAGAGAGCCGGCAUCGUCCGCUAUGCCAUCGGGGUGGGAGGCGCUUUCCAGGAACGGGCCGCCAGGCAGGAGCUGGACAUCAUUGGCUCAGCGCCCUCGCAGGACCACGUGUUCAAGGUGGACAACUUUGCCGCGCUCGGCAGCAUCCAGAAGCAGCUGCAGGAGAAGAUCUUCGCAGUGGAGGGAACCCAGUCGAGGACAAGUAGCGCUUUCCAGUAUGAGAUGUCCCAAGAAGGCUUCAGUUCAGCACUCACGACGGACGGACCCGUUCUGGGCGCUGUGGGGAGCUUCAGCUGGUCUGGAGGUGCCUUCCUGUACCCCGAAAAUAUGAAACCCACCUUCAUCAACAUGUCUCAGGAGAAUGUGGACAUGGCGGACUCCUACCUGGGUUACUCCACGGAGCUGGCCCUUUGGAAGGGGGUGCAGAGCCUGGUCCUGGGGGCCCCCCGCCAUCAGCACACCGGGAAGGCCGUCAUCUUCACCCAGGCGGCCGGGCAGUGGAGGCCGAAGGCUGAAGUCCCAGGGACCCAGAUUGGCUCCUACUUCGGGGCCUCCCUCUGCUCCGUGGACGUGGACAGAGAUGGCAGCUCCGACCUGGUCCUCAUCGGGGCUCCCCAUUACUACGAGCCGACCCGGGGGGGCCGGGUGUCUGUGUGCCCCUUGCCCCGGGGGAGGGCCAGGUGGCAGUGCCAGGCCAUCCUCCGUGGGGAGCAGGGCCACCCCUGGGGCCGCUUUGGGGCAGCCCUGACCGCGCUGGGGGACGUGAAUGGGGACAAGCUGACGGACGUGGCCAUCGGGGCCCCGGGGGAGCAGGAGAACCGGGGUGCUGUGUACCUGUUCCAUGGGACCUCGGGGCUGGGCGUCAGCCCCUCCCACAGCCAGCGCAUCGCAGGCUCCCAGCUCUCCCCCAGGCUCCAGAAUUUUGGGCAGUCGCUGAGUGGAGGUCAGGACCUCACCCAGGAUGGACUGGCAGACCUGGCUGUGGGGUCCCGGGGUCACGUGCUGCUGCUCAGGAGCCGGCCAGUGCUGAGCGUGGGGGUGGCCAUCAGAUUUGCCCCCUCCGAGGUGGGGCAGGCUGAGUACCAGUGCCUGGAAGAGGUGCCCUCCCCUCUGGGAGCUGGGAGCGCCACCGUCUGUUUCACUAUCCACAAAAGCUCACCUGACCAGCUGGGCGACGUCCAAAGCUCUGUCCGGUAUGACCUGGCGCUGGACCCCGGCCGGCUGAUUUCUCGCGCCGUUUUUGAAGAGACCAAGAACUGGACUUUGACUCGAAGGAAAAUCUUGGGGCUGGGAGAGCACUGUGAGACCCUGAAGUUGUUUUUACCUGACUGCGUGGAGGAUGUGGUGAGCCCCAUCAUCCUGCGGGUCAGCUUCUCCCUGGUGGGGCAGCCCAUCCCCUCCUCCCAGAACCUCCGCCCUGUGCUGGCCGUGGGCUCCCAGGACCUCUUCACAGCUUCUCUCCCCUUUGAGAAGAACUGUGGGCAAGAUCACCUCUGUGAAGGGGACUUGAAUGUCCACCUCAGCUUCUCAGGCCUGCAGGCCCUGGUGGUGGGAAGCUCUCCAGAACUCAACGUGACAGUGGCUGUGUGGAAUGAGGGUGAGGAUUCCUACAGAACUGUGAUCAACUUCUACUACCCAGCAGGGCUGUCCUAUCGACGAGUAUUAGGAACUCAGCAGCCCCAUCAGCGCCCACUACACCUGGCAUGUGAGGCAGUGCCCACGGGGAGUGAGAGCCUGAGGAGCAGCAGCUGUAGCAUCAACCACCCCAUUUUCCGAGGGGGCAGUAAGGGCACCUUCAUAGUCACAUUUGAUGUUUUCUACAAGGCCACCCUGGGAGACAAGUUGCUUCUGAGGGCCAAUGUCAGCAGUGAGAAUAAUAAGCCUACAACCAACAAGACCACCUUCCAGCUGGAGCUCCCAGUGAAAUACGCCGUCUACACAGUGAUCAGCAGGAAGGAAGAAUCCACCAAGUACUUCAACUUUUCAACUUCCGAUGGGAAGAGCAGGAAAGAAGCUGAGCAUCGAUAUCGUGUGACUAACCUGAGCCAGCGGGAUCUGGCCAUCAGCGUUCAUUUCUGGGUCCCCGCGCUGCUGAACGGCGUGGCGGUGUGGGACGUGGCUGCGGUGACUCCCUCACAGAGUCUCUCUUGUGUGUCAGAGAUGGAACCUCCCCAGCAACCUGACUUCCAGACUCAGAUUCCAAGGAGUUUUGUGCUGGACUGCUCGGCCGCCGCCUGCCGGAGGUUCCGCUGUGACGUCCCCUCCUUCGGCAUCCAGGAGGAACUUGACUUCAUCCUGAAGGGCAACCUCAGCUUCGGCUGGGUCAGCCAGACGCAGCAGAAGAAGGUGUCGGUCGUGAGCGUGGCGGAAAUCACGUUCGACAGAUCCGUGUACACCCAGCUCCCGGGCCAGGAGGCGUUUCUGAGAGCCCAGAUGGAGAUGGUGCUGGAAGAGUAUGAGGUGUAUGACCCCGUGCCCCUCGUUGUGGGCAGCUCUGUGGGAGGACUGCUGCUGCUGGCUCUCAUCACAGCCACGCUCUUCAAGCUCGGCUUCUUCAAACGUCGGUACAAAGAAAUGAUGGAUGACAAGCCCGAAGAGGCCGCCAUGUUCAGCGGGGAGGCCCCCAGGGAGCCUUUGUCCUAGUAACCUGCUCCCCUGUUUAUUGCCCCCCAGGGCUGGGGUGGCCUGGGCCUCCGGACCGGCUUCCUUGGGGGUAACUUCUGCAUAGAGCGGGCUGGCUGAGCCACUCAGCGGGUGCUGCCCGCCUUCCCACGGCCUUGCCAGCCCUCCUCAGUGGGAACCCCCUUUUUGCCGAAGCAGGCCCGGGGCCAGCAUGGACUUCCUUAUGUGUGAGAAUUGCCACAUUAAAUGAGGAUGGA